Messenger RNA from Chlamydomonas reinhardtii, 1022 nucleotides. RefSeq lists its product as uncharacterized. The record is from RefSeq and is a predicted model, not a curated record. Bases 360 to 893 code for a protein of 177 amino acids. The transcript is spliced from 6 exons. NCBI's taxonomy places the organism in Eukaryota, Viridiplantae, Chlorophyta, Chlorophyceae, Chlamydomonadales, Chlamydomonadaceae.
ACCUAUUACUGCAUGCUUGUAUGCUGCAACAUGGCGACUGUCAGCAGUCCGCGCUCACAGAGCUUUUGCGGCCUCUGAUGGCACCGACAGUCUUGCCUUGCACUUUGCUCUCCAGGCUGCGCUGCUCUACGUAAAAGUUUGUCAUUUGCGCUGAGAACGUGUUGGUGCUCGGGCCCAGACCGGUCACGUUUGCAGGGCGGAGUCCCCCUCAGGUCGGGCCCCUUCCCCGUCGCAUGCAAAGCUACGCGGGUAGCCGGACCGGUGCAUGGAGCCAACUAGCAAAGUGCUUCAGAUAGCUUGAAGUUGCUUUCGAGGUGCUACGAGCGUAAGCGAGCUUUGACAGACGGCGGUUCGGCCUGAUGGCAGCAGCCAAGCGUGGAGCGUGCAUCGUAAGGCAAAGCCUCGGCCUGAACGUGGACGUGGCGGAGCUGACGAUGCUGGGCUACAACUACCGCUGCGGCGCUAAUUUGGAGCCGGACAUCCUGGUCACCUUCCAGGGACGCCCUCACGCCUUCCUGCUGCUGGACGAGCGGCGAAGCGGCGGUGCUAAGCCCAGCGUCGCAGAGAGGGCACUGCAGCUGCAUAACAGCUUUAAGCAGUCCGUCUUCUUGGCCGCUCCCGCAAGCUAUGGUCACGCCUUCACAUCCCAUCACAGUUCACAGUUGCCUGCUUUGACGGUGGUGACCUUCACCGACGCGGACGACGCCGUCGCGGCCAUUGUGAGAUUCGUGGACCAGCUCAACAGCGGCUGCAGCGGCCUGGGCGGGCGCCUGGAAGCGGCGGACAUCGAGGCCCAGCGCCAGGCGGUGGCGGUGGAGGACCUCAGCCUGGAGUCGACGCUGCUUGCCAGCGCUGCGAUGGACGGGAGCAGAGAUACUGUAGGCAGCGCAUGAGCACUUGGGGCCAAGCACCAUCGAAAUCAACAAAUUGCAAGGGGUUUAGCGCGCUUGUCCAGGAGGAGAGUUCGGUUUGGAGUGGUAUGGCAUUGUCGGGGCCACGGUGGUGACGUAGCGGGUGGCACG